AGAAGAUCCUGGAACUCAUGUCCAACAUCAUCCAGCUGCUGACUGGAGAGGAGUGGGACUAUAUAAAAAGACACAAGAUCUUUCACAAGGAAUGGAUGAAGGAGGAGCCCAAGCUCCGUCCUCUGGACUGUGAAUAUGAAGAUAAGAGAGAAAUUACAGCUGAUCAGGGAGGAAAAUUAUGUUCUAAUAAUGAGCCAAACAAGAUUGGGGCUGAAGGAACGGAUUACAGGGCAGAUGGAAAUCUCAUAAACACUGAAAUGCCUCCGGUGGAACAGCCCCCACCAGCCAAUGGGAUUAAAGAGGAAGUGGCUUUAUGUGAAAAGAGUAACCAAUCCGACUGCAGCAUUAAUCCACUUAAAGAACAGAUACAGGGAACAGAUACACCUACUCCUAUCAUGGGAUGCAGCCUGAAUAACAGCUUGUCAGAUAGUUUUAUAUUAAAUGGUAUUAAUGAGCAGUCCGCUUCAUGGGUAGGAAGAAACCAAUCAGAUUGCAGCAUUAACCCACUUACAGAACAAAGACAGGGAACAAAGUCACAUACUCGUAUAAUGCGCUGCAGCCUGAAUAACAACUUGUCCUCAAAGUCAAACGCUAUUAAAGCAGAACAGACAUUGUGUAAAGAAGAAAAUUGCCCUGAUUUUCGGAUUCUUACUGUAUCGGAACCAGUACAGGAAACAGAUCCAUCUACGACUUUCAUGGCAUAUGGACUGAAUAACCGAUUAUUCGUUAAUUAUGCAUCAAAAUCUGUUAAAGAGGAGCCAGUUAUAUGCGAUGCUGCAAAUUUUUCUGAUUAUAACAUCAUAACUGUAACGGAUGAGAUGGCGGGAACUGAUGCUUCUAGUCCUAUCAUGGGAAGCGGCUUCACUUGCUUUUCAAAAAUGACACGCGGCAGCAAAGAUAACGGCCCGAUGAAAUGUGUCUCUACAUCAGAGCAAAGGACACGGUCUGUGAUAUAUAAUUGUACUGAGGGCCGAGCAGGAUUCAGUAGCGGCAGAGAGACGACCGUCCAUCAGAAAACUAAGACGGGAGAGAAGCCAUUUACAUGCUCCGAAUGUGGCAAAUGUUUUACCCGUCGCUGGUACCUUAAGGAUCAUCAGAAAAUUCACACGGGAGAAAAAUCCUUUUCCUGCCCCGAGUGUGGCAAAUGUUUUGCUCGUCGCUGGUACCUUAAAGUCCAUUUGCAGAGUCACACGGGGGAGAAAUCCUUCCCUUGCUCUGAGUGCGGCAAAAGCUUCUCACGUCGCUGGUACCUCACGGUGCAUCAGAAAAGUCACUCGGGGGAGAAGCAGUUUUCCUGCACGGAGUGUGGCAAAUAUUUCACUUGUACUUCAAACCUCAAAGUCCAUCAGAAAGUUCACAUGGGAGGGAAAUCGUUUUCUUGCUCGGAAUGCGGCAAGUUCUUCCCAAACCGCUCCGAUCUCUACGAACAUCAGAGAAGUCACACGGGGGAGAAACCCUUCUCUUGCCCUGACUGUGGGAAGUGUUUCAUGGAGUGCUCCGAUCUCAUCGAACAUUACCAGACUCACAGCGGAGACAAACCAUUUGCCUGUUCAGAGUGUGGGAAAUGCUUUUCACGUCGCUCUCAUCUUAAUAUUCACUUGAGAGUUCACUAAAGAAUAUUUGUACUUACAGGGGAUGUUCACCUUUAAAUGAGAACUAAACCCCCCGGGAUGUUAAGUCCCAACUGGCCCCCUCCCUGCCUUCCCCCUGCACAUUGUUACCCCUGAAUUCUUUUCCCUCUAGAGAAAGUGACUGCAAAUGCAGAAUUAGCAUAGUGGAGCUCACGGGCGCCAUCUUCUUCUCUUCGGUAAUCUUCGUGAAAGGAGUGGGGGAGUUGUAUUGAUUUUCCGGUUUUUGACAACUGUGCAUGCGCUGAAAGAGACGGAAAUUGCCAAAGGGGAGAAGGUUACUGAAGAGAAGAAGAUGGCGCCUGUGAGCUCCUCUGUGCUCACUCUGCAUUUGUGGUCGCCUUUUUCUA
This is a messenger RNA of Xenopus laevis (African clawed frog), 1978 nucleotides long. RefSeq names its product oocyte zinc finger protein XlCOF7.1-like. The transcript has 3 exons. The record is from RefSeq and is a predicted model, not a curated record. The coding region runs from base 18 to 1613 and encodes 531 amino acids. Lineage: Eukaryota; Metazoa; Chordata; Amphibia; Anura; Pipidae.